AUGUUGGAAGGUAAAUUCGAUGAAUCCACCUUGUUAAAGAAGAUUGUUGACUCAAUCAAGGAUUGUGUCAAGUUGUGUAAUUUCAACUGUACCGAACACGGAAUCACCGUGCAAGCAGUCGACGACUCGCGUGUGUUGUUGGUUUCUUUAUUAGUCGGACAAACUGCAUUUAGCGAAUACAGAUGCGAUAGAGAUGUUACUUUGGGAAUAGAUUUGGAGAGUUUUAGCAAGAUUAUCAAGUGUGGUCAAAAUGAAGAUUACUUGACAUUGUUGGCUGAAGACAGUCCUGAUAGUGUUAUGACGAUUUUUGAAGAUAAGAAAAGAGAGAGGGUUAGUGAGUAUAGUUUGAAGUUGAUGAAUAUCGAUUCGGAAUUUUUGAAAAUUGAUGACAUGGAGUACGAUACUGUUAUCAAUAUGCCAAGUUCUGAAUUUGCCAAGAUUGUUCGGGAUUUGAAAAACUUGAGUGAGUCGUUGAACAUCAUUGUCACUAAGGACUCUGUCAAGUUCACAAGUGAAGGUGAAACUGGUACCGGAAGCGUGGUGUUGAAGCCAUACACCGAUAUGGACAGACCUGAAGAAAGUGUUAGUGUUCAUUUGGAUAACCCUGUUGAUUUGACUUUUGGUUUGAAGUAUUUGAAUGAUAUUAUUAAAGCUUCAAGUUUGUCGAGCACAAUCACGGUUAAACUCGCUGACAAGACUCCCGCCUUGUUUGAAUUCAAAUUGGAUGUUGGUGGAUACUUGAGAUUCUACUUGGCACCGAAAUUCGACGAAGAUGAGUAA
Molecule: messenger RNA, 780 nt
Organism: Lodderomyces theae
Lineage: Eukaryota; Fungi; Ascomycota; Pichiomycetes; Serinales; Debaryomycetaceae
Gene: POL30
Product: proliferating cell nuclear antigen
Exons: 1
Coding region: 1-780 (259 amino acids)
Biological process (GO): mismatch repair; leading strand elongation; translesion synthesis
Cellular component (GO): PCNA complex
Molecular function (GO): DNA polymerase processivity factor activity; DNA binding
Source: RefSeq, a predicted model, not a curated record